This is a messenger RNA of Harmonia axyridis, 4045 nucleotides long. RefSeq lists its product as uncharacterized. The record is from RefSeq and is a predicted model, not a curated record. Lineage: Eukaryota; Metazoa; Arthropoda; Insecta; Coleoptera; Coccinellidae. The transcript has 6 exons. Gene Ontology annotation, molecular function: protein tyrosine phosphatase activity. Gene Ontology annotation, biological process: protein dephosphorylation. The coding region runs from base 359 to 2863 and encodes 834 amino acids.
UUAUCUGUCAAACUAUUGAAAAUGAUAGAGAAUGGGCCCGUUUACGAUAUAUUUGUUUUUCGAAAAGAAAAUAUCGGUAAAAUGUGAGAAAAUCAAAUAGAAGAAUACCGUAACUGGAUAAACAACCAAUGACACAUUUGUAAAUGUACAACUAUUUUCCGUAGAAACAUUUCGAUAACAAAAUAUCAAUAAAAUAUUCUUUACCUAUGAUUGAAGGAAUGUAAUGUCGUUAUUUGGUAUGUAAUUUUCGGAUAUAAACAGAAAUUACAGAAUAUCUUGAUGGCAAAAUGAUUUGUUAUCAUAUUCAGUGAUAACUAAACGUUAUCUGCUAGAUUAAUACUGAGCACAAACUAUCAAAAUGGAAUCUGAACCCCCUGACGAAAAGCUCAACGUGAAAAAAGAGAGGAAGUUUCCUAAUUUGGACUUAGGCCCACAGCUUAAUUCUUCAAACCAACCAAUUUUAGUAGUACAAUCCCCAAAAACACCAACCCUGUCAAGGAAGUUAAAAGCUGUAAGUUUAGAUUCUGAACCUCAAAAAGAAAAUACUACAAGCUUAGAAUUGUCAAGAGAUGUGUUUUCAAUGCCUAAUACACCCAAGAAACAGAUCAAACCAAAAUUGCUGUCAGAAUUCAAUGACGAACCAAAUAAAUUGACGCCAUGUUUUCCAUCAAACUUGAAGAAAUUUGCAUCCAACACUAGCAUAUCUGGAUCCCAAACAUUGAAAACUCUUCCAGAAAUCAUGACACUUCAAGAUUUCUCAGAUAAUCAUAAUUCAAAGCCUGAACCUGUGAGAUUCAAACCAAAAGGUCUCUUGGAACGAAGAGGAUCCAAUGCAAGUCUCACCAUUGAUUUGGGUUCGAAUUCUAGUAUUUCAGAACCAAAAAUACAACCCUCGAUGAGAUUGAACACUGCUAGAAGUGUUUCAAAUUUGAAUCUUACCAGUUUUGGUACUUGUGAGAAAUGUCCUUGUUUGAAGAAGUUUGAAAAUGGGAAGAAGACGGGAGAAAGAAGAAAAUCUCAAGAGGCAUGUGGAAAUUGCAUUAUUUAUGAGUCAGUGCCAAGUAAAGUUGAUAUUUGUAAAAACAAGUGUCAGAUGCCAGUUAAACGAUGUAUAUGCACAGCUUCAAAAUGUCGCAGAAAGUCUCUGUCUAAUGAGAAUCUUUAUGUGCCGCCUUGUGGUUUCUGCCAGAACGGGUCUUUCAAAGAAUGUGUAGGAACUUCUAAGAACUGUAAGGGAUACCGGAAGGCCUACUACCCUCGACAACCUGAUAUCGAGGAUAAUCAGCUACUUUCCGAGGAUUUCAAGAACCAUUUGCAGAAUAUGCAAUACCUACAAACUGCAGGAAGUGUUCUUUCCGUACAAGAUCUAAAGACAGCUUGUGAAGAAAGCAGAGUUCCGAAAUUGCAUCAGGAGUUCUGGGAGGUACCAUUGAACCUCCAAGAGAAAUGCUAUGUGUCUGGUAGUCAGAAUAAGAACAGAUACAAGGGUGUCUUGCCAAACGAACAUAGUAGAGUUCACUUGCCAGGAGUACAAACUUAUAUACAUGCCAACUAUAUUAAGGGACCUGAUUAUACUGAGACAGCUUAUAUUGCCACACAAGGGCCUAUGGCCCACACUUGCCAAGACUUUUGGAGUAUGGUUUGGCACACCAAUUGCCAAGUUAUUGUAAUGCUCACUGGACUUGUUGAAAAGGGAAAAAACAAAUGUGAGCUUUAUUUUCCAAUCGGUAGACGAACUGGUUUUCCUGAUGCCAACAAGUUCUUUGUAAAAACCUCCAAAGUCAGAGAAAAAUUCACGUUUGAUAGUAGGUGUAAUUAUCAAGAAUUUGAAGAGGACCUUGUAGAGUUUGAGGCACUCGAUGAGGUCACGUUUGGUAAUUUCAAAAUAAAGUAUUUGUCAGAAGAAAACCUCCUGCAGGAUUGUCCAAUGCGGUAUCUAGAAGUUACAAGGUUAGUUGAGAGUGAGGAGAUUUUGGAAGAAAAGAGAAUCAUAAAGCACUAUUGGUUUACCAACUGGCAAGACCAUAAGAUGGCAGAUCCCAUGUUGGUUCUCAAUGUAGCUCUUAAUGUUUUAGAGAAUUUAUCAAGCGAUAAAUCAGUCAAAUCAGAAUCAGAAACACACCAAGACCAUUUAUCAAGUUGUUAUAAGAAAGACUCAUGUAAUAACUGUGAAGGUAUAUUAGAAAAUAAAAAACCUUUAGAAGUAUUUAAGUCCGCAGACAAUACCCAAAUUCCUGACGAUUCAGAGAAUUCAGGGGACAAAAAGGAAAUCCUGAAAAGUUUCUUUUGGACAUCGCUUGAAAACUCCAGAAACCCAUUUUCCUACUCUUUUCCUAACACUGAAAAACCAAAAUCUCUAGAAAACUCUUCUGGAUCAGACACAAAUGACAAUCCGUUUGACAUCAGGCUCCGGAGAACUCCAAGGAUGGUUAAAAAUCAAAGGUUUAGUCUUGUAAAAUCAUCAGAGUAUGCAAGCAAAACUAUAAGUAAGAGGAAGGAGGCAAUCGGGGAACAAAAAAAAGACAGCCCUAAAACACAAGAAGUACAGAAAUCAUCCAAUAAAGUUGCAAACGGCGUAUUUUCCGCAAAUUUAAGUGAAGUUCCCAAAGGGGUGUUUUGUCAGAGGAGGCAUUCAUCAGAGGGGGUCAAGGUGCCACUGGUGGUUCAUUGUAGCGCAGGCAUCGGUAGAACAGGUUGUUUCCUCGCCAUUCUCAAUGGCAUACAACAAUUAAAGAAUGGUCUAAAUGUAGAUGUACUAGCCAUCUUGUGUUCCUUGAGAUUAAACAGAGGCGGUAUGGUACAGACAGCCGAGCAAUAUGAGCUGAUUCACAGGGUUUUGAAUUUGUUUGCGGAAGUCAUGUAAAAUUUCUCGAGUUGCGUGGUUUUCAUGAAAUAUUUUUUCUUAAUGCAAGACACAUAUCCUGGAUACUUCAUGUUAGCCGAUAUAUCAUGUUAUUUCUUGGUUUAUCUCCUAUGGUACGACGUUGGAAUGUUAAAAUUGACGCUCUCAAUGUUAAGGCUGGAUUUUAUAUGAAAUAUCCCUCCGAAAUACUCAGGUUUGUUUGGUUUUAUUGGGGAGAAAGUUGUAGGGGUUGGGUCUUCUGGAGUACCAGCCACAAUUAAGGCAAUAUUCAUUUUGAGGUACUAUUCUGAAUCACUUGACUAUUAUAGGAAAUUUGGUAGAAUAUCCUGACAUGUUAGCAUAAAACGCUCUGUAUAUUUGUGUGUUAGUUGUACAGGGUAUGUAGGGUACUCAUUAUUGUAGAAUCCUACACCCCUGUAUAUUUGUCUAUUCAAGGUAACAAAAACUGAUAAUCAUAGAAAAUAAAUAUAUGUGAUAAUAUUUUAGAUCUUAAGAAAGGAUAAUUCUCUACUAUACAAUAUUUUUAUUAUAUUUUUGUUGAGUAAUUUUUUAAUGAUUAAAUAUAUGUACCAAGAUAUUUCUUAACGAUUUUUCUAUUUUGGUUUAUAUUUGCUACUUCGAAUGUUUUAGUAGAAUAAAAAAGUAUUGAUUUCUUUGAUACAUAGGUGUUCAAUAGUUAAAGUUUAAAAUAACUGUUUAGAUGAUGUAACCUGACGUUUACUUUACAAAACUGUUAUUAUUGAGUAUUUAAUUGUUAUAAUUCGAGAUGAUUUUUUGAAACCUGUUAUAUAUGAAAAGUUUGUAAGGUAUUCCUUUUUUUCAUUUCUUUCUAGUUCCUUCUAUCAUGGAAAAAUUAUGUACUAUUUCUAGGAGUUCAAUAUACAACAGGAUGCAUGAGAUCUUGUUGUAUAUUGAUUUUUAGGACAUAUUUCCAUGAUUUUUUACACAAAUUGUGAUUCUCUAAAAUGGUCAUUGUUUCUAAAAUAUGAAAAUAUAUUGCCAGUUUCUUGAAAGAAGAUGGAUUUAAAAAAAAAAAAUUUACUUUAAAAACAAUGAUCGAUGUUCAAAAAAGAGUGAUUUUGUACUAUUGAUAAUGAAGCUAAAUUAAUAAAUGUAUUAGGUAUACUUGAACUUAUAGAAAAAUUUGAUGUUCCCUGAAAUGAAUAAAUUGUUUAAUCACUA